This is a messenger RNA of Cyphellophora europaea CBS 101466, 1410 nucleotides long. RefSeq lists its product as uncharacterized. The record is from RefSeq and is a predicted model, not a curated record. Bases 1 to 1410 code for a protein of 469 amino acids. The transcript is spliced from 2 exons. Lineage: Eukaryota; Fungi; Ascomycota; Eurotiomycetes; Chaetothyriales; Cyphellophoraceae.
AUGAGCUACGGACCGCCCAGCCAGAUGAGCUAUCAACAUUAUCCACCCCAUCCCGGGCACCCUCCCUCGCAUAUCAGCCCUCCCUACACCUCACCGUAUGGACCUCAAAGUAUCGUUCCUUCUCAAUUUGGCGCUCCCUCAUAUUUUCCACCACAACCACAGCCACCUUACAGCCAGCCGUACCCACAGCCGCAACAAUACCCGCCACACUAUAUGCAAUAUCCGCCGCACAUGCCGAUGCAGAUGCCUCCAUACGUUGACCCGUUACAAGCGUUCCGGGUUCAGUCACCCGCGCAAUCCAGUAUGGCAACAGCAUCGGACACGGCGAAAGACAAGUACGAUCAAGAGGAGUUGAUGAAGCGCUUUGAGGCUCUUAUGAAACAGCAGACUGAGGAAAAGAAGGAGGCUGAAGUCAGCAAGGAAGACGCCUUGAAGCAAGCGAUGGACCAGAUGAAGGCCGAAAGCGCAGCGGCGGCAGCAGCGGCAGCAGCAAGAUCGGCCGAGGAGAGUCGAAUGAAAGAGGAAGCGCGGCAAGAAGUCUUACGUGCCAUUGAAGAGGAGAGAGCGCGAGCCGCGGCGCAGACAGCACGAGAAGAGCAGAUUCGCAGGGACGCGGCGGAAGCGGCAUUGAAGAAAGCUGAGGCUGAGGCCAAGGCUCAGUCAGAGCGGGCAGCGGCCGAGAAGAAGAUCGCUGAUGAUGCAGCGGCGGCGGCCAAGACUGCAGCGGAAAAGGAAGCCGCGGAGGCUGCAGCGGCGAAAGAGGCCGAGGCCAAGAAGGCCAAAGAAGAGGCUGACGCCAAACUGAGGGAGGCGGAAGAGGCUGCGGCCAAAGCAAAGGCGGAUGCCGAAGCGGCGGAGAAGAAAGCCGCGGAAAAUGCACCGCCGGAGAAGAAGGCCCCGGUACGGUUCAAGGAUGCCAUUGGCAGAAGCUACAAUUUCCCUUUCGAGCGGUGUCACAAGUGGAGGGACAUGGAAGGCUUGAUCAACCAGGCCUUCGCGCAUCUCGAGAAUUUGGCCGACUGGGUGUACAAUAGGAAUUACGACUUGCUCGGACCGGACGGGGAGAUUAUCAUGCCGCAGUACUGGAGCGAAACCAUUCAGCCCGACAUGCAGAUCACGAUGAUGAUGUGGCCUUUGCCGGAAACCAAAGAGGACGAGAACCCCGACCCAACACCUCCUCCAGCCGACGGCGAUAUCUUGAACUUAGAUGACAUCCUCAAUCCUGGGGGUGGCGGAGGAGGCGGAGAGAAGAAACGGAAGAAAAAAGGAUCAUCGAAACCGAGUGGGUUCAGCAUGUGGAUGCUGGGAGGCGCACCGGGCAAGCGGCAUUUAAAAGGUGAUAAAAGGCCUGAUGUAGCCGCUGCCAGUCAGCACGGUGCCGAGCAGCAAGGCGGCUGCACCGUUAUGUGA